This is a messenger RNA of Racocetra fulgida, 133 nucleotides long. The record is from the annotation of a GenBank genome assembly. NCBI's taxonomy places the organism in Eukaryota, Fungi, Glomeromycota, Glomeromycetes, Diversisporales, Gigasporaceae.
GCCUACCUCUCUAUAAUGAAGAAGGCCGAAAGGAACCGUAUAGAGUUGGAAACUAUAUGGAGUAUGCAGACAUCGCAAAAGAGUAUAAUAUGAAAAUAGAUAUCAACCACUAUUUAGAAAAAACAGUGGGAAU